Molecule: messenger RNA, 5699 nt
Organism: Bactrocera latifrons
Lineage: Eukaryota; Metazoa; Arthropoda; Insecta; Diptera; Tephritidae
Gene: eas
Product: ethanolamine kinase
Exons: 4
Coding region: 1081-2619 (512 amino acids)
Biological process (GO): phosphatidylethanolamine biosynthetic process
Cellular component (GO): cytoplasm
Molecular function (GO): ethanolamine kinase activity
Source: RefSeq, a predicted model, not a curated record
UCAAGAAUAGAUGUGCUUAAAUUCAAAGUGAUAAAUAUUUAGCAUUUAUUCGAGUUCUGAUUGCAUUUAACAAAAAAAGAUAAAAGCCUGUUCGCUGUAUAAAAAGGAAUUGAAUUAACUUGUGUUAAAUAUAGAAGGAUAAGCAAAUCCUGCUAAAAACUGUAUUUCACGCAUACAGUUGAGGAGGAAUAGGAAUUUAAAUUUUUUGUACAAAGGAUAGGACAAAAACCGAACACGGUGCAAAAGGAAGAGAGGAAAAAAAUUAGCAAACGAAAUCCAUUACGUGAAAAAUCGAUAAAAAUAGAAUCAAAUCGGAAGCUCGUCAUAAAAGUAAAAGCAAAAACAAAAACGAAUAGACGUGACGACGAGAGGAGUGCUACAACAACAAAAUAACGAACAGCACAACGUCGGCCAAAGAGCGCAUAGUAUGAAACGUGGUAUAGUGAAGGAAUUCGAAAGUAAAAUAGAUAAUAUAGUUAAUAAUACUUACGCGCCCACAAAUAUAGUAUAAUCCUCGCGCGCAAAGCUUUGUAAGAGAUAAGUUGAGAUUUUCAAAUAAAUCAGUGGGGAGUACAUAUAUAAGGCAAAGGAGAAAAAUCAGCUGAUCAGCUUUAGUGGGAUAACGGAAGAGAAGGAGAAACGCUUCUCCUAUUGCCGGUAAGGAGAACGUCAUCUACGUAAAAAAGAGCAAAUUUACUACAGCUGUCUAAUCAGCCGUAAAAAUAGCCAAAGCACAAAACGUCAACAAAAGAGUGUUGAAUUUGUAAUAUAAACAAAAACGGAAAAAAUAUCUCCAAAUUUAAGCCAAUCAAACCAUACAGCGGAUGUAAAUAAAGGUGCAUAUAAUAAAAAAUUUAAGAAAAAAUAAAAUAUAUCAUACAUUACAGUCUAUACAGUUUUGUUAGACUUAUUACAAAAUAUAAUUGUUGGCGUCGUAAAAUAAUCAAUAUAUUUGUAAGAAAAAAUUACAAAUUCCUGCUAUAAAUCAACAAAAAGUGGCUAAAGUAAUACACACAGAAAGUUUAUUGAAAUAAAACAAGUACCUAAAUUUCUAAUAAUAUACGAGUGCUGCAAAGUAGUAUGGGCACAGAAACCAAAUUCAACAGUUACAAGGAGAACACCACUGCAACUACUGGUAGUGUUUUUCGUCCGAAAGUAGCGCACAAUGGUUCAUCGGCAACAGUAAUAGGUGCCGGUGUUGGUCGAAAGUUGCAUUCAUCAAAUGGUGCAUUGAACUCUAAACAACAACAGCAUAACGAUAUCACCAAUGGCAGCUCUGUAACUCCAGUUUUUUUACCUAUACACAUUGGCGACGACGUAAUUAGCGGUGCCAAAGAGGUGCUGAAAGUGAUAAGACCACAGUGGAAUAUUAGUCAUGUGCAAUUUAAAAAAUUCACCGAUGGCAUCACAAAUAAGCUUGUCGGUUGCUUCUAUAAUCCCCCACAAACCGCCACUAUCACCACAACAACAAACAACAAUGGUAAUGAAACCGACACAGGCAACGCAUAUGGCAAUGACACACCCAACUCACCCUCAACUUUGGCAUCGUCCACACUGUUGGACGACAACAAUGACUCGGGCAAUAUCAGCGAUACGGAUACAUUGGAUUCAGAGGUGACUAUGUCGAGUGCACUUGACAUAAAUACUAGUCAUAAUGCCAGCUGUGUUGUGAAUACGAAUGAUGAAAGCCACAACAAUAGCAGUUCGAUCAGUGAUAGCAAUGUAAUACUGGUGCGUGUCUAUGGUAAUAAAACCGAUCUGCUGAUCGAUCGCAAAGCCGAGACACGCAACAUACUGCUGUUGCAUACGUAUGGUUUUGCGCCGACACUGUUUGCCACAUUCAAAAAUGGUUUAGUUUACGAUUUUGUACCUGGUGUAACAUUGAAGCCAACCAGUGUUUUGGAGCCGAAGAUUUGGCGUUUGGUAGCAACACGCAUUGCCGAGAUGCAUCGUCGCGUGCAGAUGCAGGAGACGCCAGCUGUAGAAGUGGUGCCAAUGUUGUGGCAUAAAACGCAAAGUUUCUUCGAUUUGGUACCUGAACGUUUUAGUGAUCCUGAGAAACACAAAAGAGUUGAGGAAACUUUCUUGCCCAUAAAACGUUUACGCGACGAAUUCAACGCGCUAUACAGGCGGCUUGAGCGCCUGGGCAGCCCCGUGGUAUUUGCCCACAACGAUCUAUUGCUGGCCAAUAUUGUCUACCUGGAAGCAGAGCAGCGUGUCAAUUUCAUUGACUACGAAUAUGCCGAUUACAAUUUUCAGGCAUUCGAUAUUGGAAAUCAUUUUUGUGAAUUUGCCGGCGUCGACGAGGCGGACUUCUCACGCUAUCCCAAGCGUGAUUUUCAACUUGCUUGGCUGCGUGUCUAUCUGCAAGAAUAUCUGCAACGCUCCGACAUCACCGACGCCGAAGUGGAACGCUUGUACUUGCAGGUGAACCAAUUCGCGUUGGCCGCGCACAUGCUCUGGACCGUCUGGUCGCUCAUACAGGGGGAACAUUCCAACAUCGAUUUCGAUUAUGUCGAAUACGCUCACAUACGCUAUGCGGAGUACAAAAAGCAUAAAUCCGUAAUAGGCUUGGAGGAUGAAGCGGCAGCUGAGGAUGACGUUGCGAUGUCCAGUUAAGUUUACCAUAAGCACACAGCGCAUCCAAACAAGCAAGCGUGCCUGCUAGCUGAUGGAUUUUGAGCUGAGCAUGAGAGUUUGACUCAAAUGGUUGCUGGCAGUGGCUGAAAUUAGAAACUUUCCGGUGUUAUGAAAGGCAACCAGGCGAAAUUUUCGCAAAUAUUACAACAACAACAUUUUUUUUUUUUUUUUUUCAAAUCGAUACGUGUGUCUAAUAGCUUGUCAUAAGCAAAAGUUGUAUAUUCGUGUGAAUUCGUUUCGUAGUCGUGCUGCUUGUAUGUGGCGUACGGUGCAGAGGUCGUAAAUAACAGCGAAAAAUUAAGUUAUUUCAUUUUGAAAUUAAAAAACAAAAAACAUUCCUCAAGCAUUAAUUAUUUAAAUACGAUUCUUAUGUAAUACAAAUUCUAAUUAUAAAAUAUGUUAAAGAUAUUGGAAAAAAAUUGCAAACAAACAAAACAAAAUAGAAAGUAGUAAGUCAGAAAAAGUGUUGACAACGCAUUGUGAUUUGUAUUUAGUCUAGUUCGAAAGCAUUAUCGUUUUAAUUAUUAUCUAAACAUAAUCUCAUUAUUCAACUGCAAGUCUAAAUGCUGAAGCCACAUUUUCUUCUUUGACCUGCAAGUGAUUGUUAGUAGAGUAUCUCUAAAGUGAAAUCAACUUAUAAUUGACGAAAGCUUGGUCUUCCCAGCCAGUCUGCUCUGACUUGUUAGCUUUCAGUGAGACAUUGCGAUUAGCUAACCACUAUAUUCGCCACAAUUUACAUUUCAGUCACAAAUUUCUACUUGCAAACGAGCACUUUUUUGUUGAGUAAGAUAUUUUACUGUAGGGAAAUACUUCUUUCAAAAUUAACUGCUCGUUAACAUUUAUAUUCUCACCUUACUUUGCUAUCGCAUAAAGAAUACAUAACUUUAUCUGAUAUUUACAUAACAUAUGAUAUUCUGUUAAACUAUCAUUAACUUGCGUUAUCCGUAGUUUUAUUUCAUAUUAUAAACGUAUAUUACAUUUGCUGAAUCAAAAUUUACGUGGCAAAUAUUGUGCGUAAAAGUAUUGAAAGCAAUAAAAACUAACAUUUAUAAUGUUUAAUAAAUUAACUUAGCUUUAUGUAAAAUUAUAUAUUUAUGUUGAAUGUAGUCGUUAAAACCGUGACGUUAUUUUACAUCUCAAAUAAUAUUAAAAAAAAUGACAUUUCUAGCCAAAUUACGCGUUGUGUUACUCAGAGAAGCUAAAAUCGCAAUAAUUUCCGGUUUUUAGACACAGUUUUCGAACAUAAUUCUAUAUUAAAUUUAUAUUUAACGCAUUUCACUUAUAACUCGUGACAUUUAGUGCUCAAAAAAGCUAGCCAGCGUUUAAGAAAAUUUGCACUACACUAACUAAAAUAGAUUUAAAGACGAAAAGCUUUAUAUUUUCUUAAAAAACGUUACAUAAUAAUAAAAAACACACAUUUUCGUAUAACCUGUAAACAUACAGGUAAGACAACUUUUCGAUUUUUUUUUUUAUUAGACUUUCCUAUAAUCCUUUAAUUGUAAAAAUGUUAAAUAUUUAUCUAAAGCAGGUGCUAAAAUUUCAUUAUGUCGAAAUUUCGGAACUUUAUCUUAUCUAACCUUGAAAUUUAAAAACUUUUCGAUAGACUAACUUUGAGUGGUAAAUUUUUUUUAAAUGCCACACUUUUAUGCUACCUUUUCAAUUACUAAACUUUUGGCUUGUUCAUUAAGUAAUUUUGUUUUUUUUAUUGCAAUUUAAACACAUUUUUUUAUUGUGUAAAACAUUUUAUGAAAUUAUACCAUAUAUUCUUAAUUUUGCUUCAAUAACUUUUGCAAUCAUACAAAUAAUAUAUAUAGUAUAUAAACUAUGCAAAAACAAAUUCUUCAACUUUUGAAUAAUGUUAAUGUUAGAUACUCUUUCUUCUUUACUGUCGUCCACACCGCUAGCGGUUAUAGCCGAGUUACGAUUUAGAUACCCUUUACCUCCUGAACAACAAAUUAGCAAGCCAUUAUUAACAAGUCUAAAAUACCUGAAAUCUCGCAAAACUCGGUUGAGUCGCUAUAUAUCCUAACCAAAAACAUUUGUAUUCAACAAACACACUAGUUCAGUUUUAUCUAAGAUCUCCUUAAAAAAUUUCCAAAUGAUGCAUUUGAUAGCAGUUGGCUGAGUGUGUAUAAACCAUUUUUUCUAAACAAAAUAUAAAGAUUUUUCAAUAAAAUUUAUAAAACGAACAGACAAGGUGAUAUGUGAUUGCCAAGUAGUGUGAUAAUUAAAUUUUGUUGUUGCUGUAUCCGUAGAAAACAUCCCCGAAGUAAUUUGGAGGAAUACUGGAGCUGACAAUCCUUGGCCGGAUAAAACUCUAGAUCCGCUCCGUUUCAAUACAAACUAACGAUCUACAUAUAUCGCUCUUUCUUUUUCAUUUGGCUUAGCAUUUUUUACGAUUUUUUUGUGUAAGGGUUUCUAAAUUUACCACUUAUUUCGCUUUUUUGUAUUUAUUCUUUAUUCUUAUAGAAAUGCUGCGAUAUUCCAAAUAAUACGGCAUUUCAAAAAAUAUUCUAAAUAGAAUGCAUUUCUCAACAACACAACGAUUUAUUUCACAUUAUUAUUAUAUUCUAUACUAACAAAUAAAUAACUUGCCAGCUUAGCCAUUUCGUUCGCAAACUUUUUUUUAAAUUCAGUAGUGGUGCUAAUUAGAAGUGUUACAAGCAAAUCAAUUAUUUGCGCAUGCUUUUGGGUGUAAGCAAAUUUUGUUAGUAAUAUUGAGGGAAUAUUGAUAUUUUUUGUUAGCAAGUGUUAUAUAUAGCAUACAAGCAUACACAUACCAUACAAAUAUUACGCGUAACUCUCUUACAAAGACGUCGAAAUAUUUUUGUUAAAAAAUCAAACAAAUUUUUACCAAAUAAAAUAUAAAAAAUAUUAAAAUCACAAAAUAUGUUUACAAUAUUAGCGCUCAGUAAUGGUGAUGAUCGGUCUUAAGGUCUUAAAGAAUACGUGUAUAUAUGUAUGUAGUAUAUUUGUAUGUUACAAAAUAAUAAUUUAACAUAAAAUAGUUGUUUAGAAAGAAAUGUUAAUAGCGGGGAAAAAGUGGGUAAACUAAAAAA